AUGGAGAUGCUGCCUGACGUGUGGAGAGAGGACUACUGGCUCCCCACGGGUGUGACAUGGGAGGACAUGGACCAGCUGGCCCAAUCGGAGCGCCCACUCCCCCGGGAUUUACUUGUGGCGGUACCCCUUGCGUUGGGCUUUGUGCUUCUGCGUUAUGUUUUUGAGAGGUUCUGCGCCCCACCUAUUGGCAGAUGUUUGGGGGUGAGGAAUAGGUUACGAGUGACUGUGGCCCCCUCCUCGAAGCUGGAGUCGUUUUACACUCAACAAAGCACACGGCCGACACAGAGUGACAUCCUUCAUUUAAUGUCGCUGUGCGGUAAAACCCAGCGGCACAUCGAGAGCUGGUUCCGAUUGCGGCGACACCAAGACAAGCCGUGUCAAACCAAGAAGUUUGGUGAAGCGGCUUGGAGAUUCUUUUUCUACCUCACAGCCUUUGCGGGCGGACUCGCCUGUUUGAUUGACACCCCUUGGUUCUGGGAUCGGAGAGAAUGCUGGAGGCAAUAUCCAGUUCAGCCCAUGCAAAGACGUCAUUACUGGUACUACAUGCUGGAGCUGGGUUUUUAUGGUUCUCUGCUGUUGCGGAUCUCUGUUGACAUCAAGAGAAAGGAUUUUAAGGAGCAAGUGAUCCACCAUUUGGCCACUGUGUUCCUGAUCAGUUUUUCUUAUUGUGCCAACUACAUUCGAAUCGGGACUUUGGUCAUGCUCCUCCAUGACUCAGCUGAUAUCCUGCUAGAGGCUGCCAAGAUGUUUAACUAUGGCUCUGGCUGGAGGAAAGUGUGUGACGUCCUCUUCGUGGUUUUUGCUGCCGUCUUUUUUUUAAGCAGAUUGGUUAUUUUUCCCAGCAAGAUCAUCCACACCACCCUAGUGUUAUCCAUGGAGACUUUCCAACCUUUUGUUGGCUACUACUUUUUCAACAUCCUUUUAAUGGUGCUACAAGGCCUUCAUGUCUUUUGGGCUGCUUUGAUCUUAAGGAUGGUCCCGAAAUUCUUGACAGGAAAGAUGGAAAAAGAUGAACGCAGCGAUGAAGACAGUGAGCUGGAAGAGGACAAAGAAGAUAUUCAAGGUUUAGAUUAUAGUCAAAAUGCAAGUGAAGUCGCCCAAAACUACAAACUACCUCCUUUGAGUAACAAUUGUGUCCUUAAUCAUCUCACCCACCAAAGAGCCUCAAUUGUCGACAGAAUGCGUAAAGCACAUUAG
Molecule: messenger RNA, 1197 nt
Organism: Nerophis lumbriciformis (worm pipefish)
Lineage: Eukaryota; Metazoa; Chordata; Actinopteri; Syngnathiformes; Syngnathidae
Source: RefSeq, a predicted model, not a curated record